AUGUUGGUGAGAUUAUUUAAAGCACCUUUGAUUGAGGAUGGCAAAGAACCUGUCAAUUAAGGAGUUUCCAAGUGUAAAGAUCUAAUAGCUAGAAAUAUUUUGAGACAUAGACCUUAAUAAUCUUACAAUACAGAAUUAGCUUCUACAGUAGAAUACAAAUAUUUAAUAUGUAUAGAUAUACAAUUAGAAUAAGUUAUGUGUAUGAUAGAAUCUGAAAAACGAACUCUUUCGUUAGAGAACUAUCAAAUGUGA
Molecule: messenger RNA, 252 nt
Organism: Paramecium sonneborni
Lineage: Eukaryota; Ciliophora; Oligohymenophorea; Peniculida; Parameciidae
Source: the annotation of a GenBank genome assembly